AUGAAAUAGUCAAAAUAAACAUAAAAUUAAGCUCAUGAUGAUUAAUUUUCAGGCUCCAAUACUCCAAAUGUUCAUGGCUUGUUUUUACCAUAAACGUUGACUAUGGGUUAAAUAUCUGAAGACAGAAAAGGAGAAGAUUAAAGACUAAAAUUAAUAAGGGCUUCUACUGACCCUUAUGAGGCAUUUAAGGAUGAUGAUUUUUUGUAUCCAACCAAAGAAGAUGAAAUGUCUCUUUGGCAAAAAUAUUCUGGAGAUUAUAUUUAAGGAAUGCCUGUAUUGCCAACAGGAAAAUGUAGUUUAUUUUGCAACAUUGUUUGUUGUUUUUACUUUCUUAUUUUUGGAUUAGUUUUUGUUGGAAUUGCCGGUAGCAUCACCGAAAUUAAAUUAAAUUAUGGAAAGGAAUGUGAAGGUAAAUAACAAUGCGUAGUUAAUUUUGAAAUUGAAAAAAAUACAUAUGGACCAUUCUUUUUAUACUAUGAAUUAAAUGAGUUUUAUACGAGUCACUCUGAUUUUGCAUAGUCAAUCAGUCCUAAACAAAUGAAAGGUUAUGAACUGACCGAUGAAGAGUAUGAUGUUUAUUGUCCUGAUACUUAAUCUUUUGAAUCUCUUUAGAGACCUGUGGGAUUCAACAAAAGUUAUGCCGGGUUUAUGGUAGACUUGAAUAAGAAAGUCAGUCCUUGUGGUGUAGCAGCUAAAUUCAUUUUUAAUGAUUCAUUCCUACUUUUUGAUGUUAACACUGAUACUGCUACCUCUUUAGCUCUCAAUUCAACUGGAAUUGCUUUCUCUGUUGAUUUAGAAUACAAGUAUUCAAGAACGUAGAAUUCUUAAUUUAGAUAAUGGUUGGAUCUUGAUGAUGAAAAAAUCAUAAAUUGGUUUAAUAUUCAAUCUUUACCCUUGGUCAGAAAGCUAUAUGCUAGAUAUGAUAAUGAUUUAUCAAAAGGAUAAUAUAGCAUCGUAAUUUAAAAUAAUUAUCCCACCGAUAUUUUUGGAGGAGAAAAGUAUCUAAUAGUUACAACUCUAUCUUCGUUUGGGAGCAAGAACUUCUCUUUUGGUUACUUGCUUAUUGCAACUGCAGGCAUUUAGCUCGUAAGUGCUAUAGUUGUUUACAUAAAACAUAGAAUUGUAGAAAAGAGAGAAAAACAUGAAUAAAAAAUACAUGCUGAUUUAAAACUAAAAGAAAAAUCAGAUUGA
Molecule: messenger RNA, 1191 nt
Organism: Paramecium tetraurelia
Lineage: Eukaryota; Ciliophora; Oligohymenophorea; Peniculida; Parameciidae
Exons: 7
Cellular component (GO): Golgi apparatus; endoplasmic reticulum; plasma membrane
Source: RefSeq, a predicted model, not a curated record